GAGGAUGUGAGUUUUUCCUCAGAACUGAUGGACGGUCAGGUUCACACUUAGAAAGUGAAGAAUUUGAAAUCAAAACUAGUGGAGGUUUCCAAAAAGCUGUUCCAGUGCAGCAAAUGAGUUCCUGUUCAGAGCUGCACAGCAGUGUUUGUGACAGAGGGAACAUUCCUCUGCUUCAGAAGGGGCGGGGUCACGGAUUCCUGACAGCCCCCCCAUGGGGUCCAUCUCUCAGUGACCAGAAGGCUCCAGGAGAACGCCAACAGGCUGAAGUGGAGCUCAAGCAAAGACCAGACUCAGGCUCCUGGAAGCAGGGCGGAGAAAUCCUUUUCAAUGCAAAAUGAGCCCAGGAGGAUUCUGGGAAUCUUUGGGACUGAGGGCUCUCCUUCUCCUGGCCUGCUCCGUGAGCGGCUUGGUGCUGAUGGAACAACACAGAGACGCAGAGGAGGACCAAGAGGUGAACAAGGCCAUUCUGGAAAUGCUGCACAUCAAUCAGGUUUCAGCCAGCAGGCCAGCUAAAGUUCAUCCAUACAUGAGGAGGAUCCAUCAGCGUCUGAACUCACUGGAAGCUCCAGACUUUGAAAGGCCAGAAGGGAUCCUGAUGCAGAGUUUUCACAGUUCUGAUGGUUCAGGUCAAGCUCCUCAGGGAUGGAUCUGGUUUAACGUCAGCAGCCUGGACCCCCUCAUGCUGGGAGCAGAACUGGUUCUCUCCAGGAAAACCCUCCAUCCUGCUCCUCUCAGCUUGACGGUCGCCCUCCACAGCACCGUUGGUCCACAGGAACAUGUGAAGGAAGGCCCUGCCUUGGAGGAAAGACAGCUGGUCCUGGACCAGAGACCCUCCUCUGGGUAUGAUGUGUUUGACGUGUCUGCUGUCCUGGCUGGGAAGCCCCUGGAGCUGGUGGGUUUCCAGCUCCGCUACACUGAUGAGAGUGGGAGUCUGGUCCUCCACGAGGCUCUGACACGGCGUCUGUACCAUCUGGAUGGAAGCUCCCUUAGAGAACCCUUACUGGUCUGCUACCAGACUCACCCUUUCCACUUUUGACUGACAUUGAAGCUCUUUUCUUCUCCAAUCAUGUUUCUGCUUUUUAAAGGAUUUCACUUAAAGGUUAGAUGUUGUGUAGUGAUUUACAGCUACAGCUUUUUUAUGAGUGAAAAUGUCUUUUUAUUUUUCAAGACUUUAACAAAAGUAGAAAAGCUCAUUCAUUUCUGUAUCUCUAAAAUAUAUUUUUCUUUACCUAAAAGUAUAAAACAGCAUUACCUGUGUAUGUAUAGAUAGUUCACUUAGACUCACCAGCUACUUUAUCAGAUCCACCUUGUUGGUACGGAGUUGGACCCCUUCUGCCUUCAGAACCGCCUUAAUCCUUGGUAUCAUAGGUUCACCAAGGUUCUGGAAACAUUCCUCAGACUUU
Molecule: messenger RNA, 1403 nt
Organism: Oryzias latipes (Japanese medaka)
Lineage: Eukaryota; Metazoa; Chordata; Actinopteri; Beloniformes; Adrianichthyidae
Source: RefSeq, a predicted model, not a curated record